UUCAUGGGUCGAAAUGUCAAAAUAAAUUUGGUUGGAAAAUUAACCUGCUGAAGGAAGUUUGUUGAUACGGAAAAGGAGGACAUUUAGGAUUAUUUUUCUAUUCAAAUAACGAAUAAUAUAAUGACAAAACUAAUUAACAAAGACGCAGAGCGCCUGAAUCCUUGUUUGAAGGAACAAGAACAGUCCUACCACUGUUUAAACAAAAAUAACUUCGACCAGGAUAAAUGUGACGUCUAUUUCGACAACUAUAAUACAUGCAAAAAGUUCUGGGGCAAGGUUUAUAAAGACAGGAAAGCCAAGGGCCUGUACCCAUAUUUACCCGAUGUGGAAGACAGAGCGAAAAUAAAAGAGGACUAUGUUAAGAGUGUCCGGGGAAAGAACUAACAACUGAAGCAUAUUCCAUAAUACAUUUUAUUUAUGUACAAUAUAUUUUUGUUUCAUAUUGAUAUUAGAUUGUUUAAUUCAAGUAAAAGCACAACUAUUGUUUCCA
This is a messenger RNA of Pectinophora gossypiella (pink bollworm), 490 nucleotides long. Its product is annotated as coiled-coil-helix-coiled-coil-helix domain-containing protein 7. The transcript has 3 exons. The coding region runs from base 121 to 384 and encodes 87 amino acids. NCBI's taxonomy places the organism in Eukaryota, Metazoa, Arthropoda, Insecta, Lepidoptera, Gelechiidae. The record is from RefSeq and is a predicted model, not a curated record.